AUGUCGGACGUUCACGCCACUCCGAUGGCCUGGCAGUACGUUUGUUGUUCACUGCCAAUCUUAAUACCGAUGUCAGUUUACGUGCUUAAGAAGUGUUUCAACAACAGAUAUCGCACACUUAACUCAAAGGUUGUACUUAUUACAGGUGCCAGUUCUGGAUUAGGUGAGACAUUAGCGCAUGAGUUUUAUUCCCAUGGCUGUGCACUAAUUUUAACAGGACGUAGCAACAACGAAUUAGAACGAGUCAAAAAUGAUUUAUUAAGCCGAAGUGAUAUUAAGAAUGUAAACAAACCAUGUAUUCUCGUCUUGGAUCUUAUUGACCAAUCAACAAUAGAAGUAGUUAGUCAAAAAGUUUUAGGAGUUUUUGGCCGCGUAGAUAUUCUCAUCAACAAUGCAGGCAUCAGCUAUAGAGGUAGAGCCGAGGCAACAAUGGCUGAAGUAGAUUAUAAAGUGAUGUUGGUAAACUAUUUUGGCCAAGUCGCUUUAACUAAAGCCAUAUUGCCUAGCAUGAUUCACCACAAAAGUGGACAUAUAAUAGCAAUUAGUAGUGUUCAAGGAAAAAUUGCUGUUCCAUUUAGAUCAGCUUAUACAGCAUCUAAACAUGCAUUACAAGCAUUUUUUGAUACUCUCAGAGCGGAAAUAUCACAUCAUAAGGUAAAAGUAACAGUUGUAAGCCCGGGGUACAUCCAAACAAAUUUGUCGUUGAAUGCAUUAACUGGAUCUGGAUCAAAAUAUGGUGUCAUGGAUGAAUCUACUAUGUCUGGAUACUCGGCUGAAUAUGUUGCUCAACGAAUAGUGGAUGCUGUUGUUAAUGAUGAACAAGAAGUCAUCAUUGCUCCGUUUUAUGCUCGCUUAGCAAUCGGUCUACGUUAUGUAUGGCCACGAUUUUAUUUUUGGAUUAUGAAAUGUAGGGCUGACCGGCAAGCUAGUCAGAAAAUGUAG
This is a messenger RNA of Macrosiphum euphorbiae (potato aphid), 942 nucleotides long. NCBI's taxonomy places the organism in Eukaryota, Metazoa, Arthropoda, Insecta, Hemiptera, Aphididae. The record is from the annotation of a GenBank genome assembly.